Messenger RNA from Didymodactylos carnosus, 573 nucleotides. Lineage: Eukaryota; Metazoa; Rotifera; Eurotatoria; Philodinida; Philodinidae. The record is from the annotation of a GenBank genome assembly.
AUGUUGGAUGAUGUCUACAAUGAUUUAGUGAAUAAAUAUGGUGAUGGUAUUGUUGAUGUCAAACGCAUGUUCAAUGGUAACGGUCAACCGAUGCGCUCAAUUCGCGUUGAAUUUGAUUCUUCGGAACAAGUUGCACGUUUACUCGACGAUGGACUAAUGGUCAUUUGGCACGAAAGAAAAACGGUGAAAGAAUAUUAUUUGCCAAUGAUUUGCUUUGUCUGUGAAAGUGUUGGACAUCGAUCAAGUGCUUGUCCGAAAGUUGAACCAUGUAACGAAUGUCAACAACGACAUUAUUUUGGAAAAACAACAUGCGAUUCCACCACGAACAAUAGACUACGUAUGAGAGCAAGUGUCUCAUCUUACUCAUCAUCACCGAUCGACUCAGAAACAGCCAGUAAUACCAGUUCAAUCAUACCAUCCACAGCGAACAACAACAACAUUUCUGUCGACAGCCUACUUGCCAUUCAAGCAUCGAAAUUUGAAAAUAUGUUGAACGCACUGGAAAUAAGAAUGUCGACACGUAUUUCGAAAUUGGAAAAGCAAACUGGAGAGUUAUUUGAAUCAAGUGAAUAG